CUCUCAUUGUUGAAUGGUCAGGAGGUGUGUGAAUGUGUUCAUCUUUGCUGAGGAGGGGCUGCAUGUGUGCAGGAGCGUGUGUGAGUGUGUAUUCGUGUGCGUGUGUGCAGAACUGUUUUAAAACAGCAUUGUUCCUGAUAGAGGGAAAGCUGUGCCGUGCUGUUUGGAAAAUCCAAGGUCAUUUGAGCCUAGUCACAUGCGCCGUAUGAGAGCGUGCAUGUGUGACUGAGUGUCUGUGAGCGUGUGUGUUUCUCUCUCUCCCUCUCUCCCUGGCUAUGUGAUAGAGAAAGAGGCUGCAGGCAAAGAACAGAGAAUUUCAUCAGGUUUUCCAUCAAUGUACGGUGUUUGUGGAUGCUGUGGGGCCCUGAGACCCCGUUAUAAGAGGCUGGUGGAUAACAUCUUUCCUGAGGACCCUGAGGAUGGUUUGGUGAAAGCUAACAUGGAGAAGCUCACUUUUUACGCCUUGUCUGCUCCGGAGAAACUUGACCGUAUCGGUGCCUACCUGUCAGAGAGACUGUCCAGAGACGUUGCCCGGCAUAGAUAUGGGUAUGUUUGUAUUGCGAUGGAGGCAUUGGACCAGCUGCUGAUGGCCUGUCACUGUCAGAGUAUAAACCUUUUUGUGGAAAGUUUCCUUACUAUGGUGCGCAAGCUGCUCGAAGCAGACAAACCCAAUUUACAGAUUCUGGGCACUAACUCAUUUGUGAAGUUUGCGAACAUAGAGGAGGACACGGCAUCAUACCAUCGUAGCUACGAUUUCUUUGUGUCACGCUUCAGUGAGAUGUGCCAUUCCAGUUAUGAGGAUCCAGAUAUUCGCACAAAGAUUCGUAUGGCAGGGAUCAGGGGUCUUCAGGGGGUGGUGAGGAAAACUGUCAAUGAUGAACUGCAGGCAAAUAUUUGGGACCCCCAACACAUGGACAAAAUCGUGCCAUCUCUCUUGUUCAACCUCCAACAGGAAGAAGGCAUAGAGAGGUCUCCUUCUCCAGAGACAGAGAAGGAGAAGGAGAGUCCAGUGGAACUAACAGAGAGAUGCUUUCGAGAGCUGCUAGGACGAGCGGCCUACGACAACAUCAAGAACGCUGUGAAACCUGUGCUCAUGCAUCUUGAUAACCAUUCACUCUGGGAGAGCAAAACAUUUGCAGUGCGCUGUUUCAAAAUCAUUAUGUACUCUAUACAGUCCCAACAUUCACAUCUGGUGAUUCAGCAGCUGUUGGGCCAUUUGGAUGCCAACAGUAAGAGUUCAGCCCAAGUGCGUGCUGGGAUAGUGGAGGUGAUCUCAGAGGCAGCUGUCAUAGAGGCCAGUGGAUCCAUAGGACCCACAGUACUGGAAGUGUUUAAUACUCUACUGAAGCAGCUCAGGCUCAGUGUGGACUAUGAGCUCACAGGAACCUACGACUCUUUUGCAAACCUGGGCUCCAAGGUCAUUAAAGUACACGAGGAGAGACAACUCCAAGAAGCUGUCAUCAAAACUAUUGGCACAUUUGCAAACACAUUGCCCACCUACCAACGCUCAGAAGUCAUGCUGUUCAUCAUUGGUAAAAUUCCUGUGCCAGGCAUGUAUCCAGCUCUGGGGUCGGCCAACACCGGGGUUGAGGGCAGCAGGAUGAUCCAGAUUAUGCUGCUGAAGUCUCUGCUGCAGGUAACAGCAGGAUUCCAGUCUACAAACAUUUUGACGGCACUUCCCACCUCAUUCCUGGACCCGCUCUUGUCCUUCACGCUGAUGGAGGACGCAGAGAUCCGUCUACUUGUUCUUGACAUCCUCAUCAGCAUCAUUGAUCGCCAUGACAACCGGCACAAAUUCUCCCCUGUCAGAAUUAUCUCAGAUAUCUCAGUACUGAAGUUGAAAUUAGACAAGUGCUCAAGGCAGGAUAACCUGUUCAUGAAGAAACACAGCCAGAGGCUGUACCGCCACAUUUACCUGGCCUGCAAAGAGGAGAGCAGCGUCCAGCGGCACUUUGAGUCUCUGUAUACGCUGCUGGGGUUGAUCUGUGUGGAGCUGGCCAAUGAGGAGGUGGUGGUGGACCUGAUCCGACUGGCUUUGGCAUUACAGGACCUGGCCUUGACUGAAGAGGCUCUUCCUGCAUACAACCGCUGUGCCAUCCACGCUCUGUCAGCUGUGUACCUGAACCUCAUCAGUCAGCUGACCACUGUGCCCACCUUCUGCCAACAUGUCCAUGAGGUGAUUGCAUCGAGAAAGAAAUCUGUCCCUUUCCUGCUGCCAGAGGAUGUUCUUGUUGAGAGCUCAAAGAUCCCAGAGAAGUUGGAGAAGGUGGAAGGAGAGGUGCUGUUUUUGCAGGCUAAGAUAGCAGAGAUGCUGGGUGGCAGCGGAUACAACACAGAGAGACUGGCCACUCCAUACAUCCCACAGAUCACAGAUGAAGACAGACUGUCUAAGAGGAAGAGUAUUGGAGACACCAUCUCCCUGCAGUUAGAGAUGGAGUCUAGAAACAGUCCAGAGAAAGAGCAGAGAUCCACAGCAGAGCAGAUAACGUUUGAAACUCUUAAACAAGCCAUUGGAGACAGCGUGAAUGUGGAGGAGCUGGAGAGAGAGCGCAGAAGGCAGGUGGUGGAGAGGUUUCAGACCGCCCCGUUUGAGGAGAUAGCAGCCCACUGUGGGGCGAGGGCUUCACUGUUGCAGAGUAAACUCAACCAAGUCUUCGAAAUCACAAUCAGGCCUCCACCGAGUCCAUCUGGCUCUGUUGGGAAUGGUCACGGCCGGAGCCACUCCAUACCAGUCUAUGAAAUGAAGUUUCCAGACCUCUGUGUAUAUUGAGAGACCCCGGAGCCCUAGUCACCAUACACAGCUGUUUUCAUCGCACUUUU
Carassius carassius (crucian carp) is the source of this 2820-nucleotide messenger RNA. Its product is annotated as protein EFR3 homolog B-like. Gene Ontology annotation, cellular component: plasma membrane. Gene Ontology annotation, biological process: protein localization to plasma membrane. The record is from RefSeq and is a predicted model, not a curated record. Bases 335 to 2770 code for a protein of 811 amino acids. Lineage: Eukaryota; Metazoa; Chordata; Actinopteri; Cypriniformes; Cyprinidae. The transcript has 22 exons.